Molecule: messenger RNA, 1991 nt
Organism: Humulus lupulus (European hop)
Lineage: Eukaryota; Viridiplantae; Streptophyta; Magnoliopsida; Rosales; Cannabaceae
Product: protein NRT1/ PTR FAMILY 5.4
Exons: 5
Coding region: 59-1840 (593 amino acids)
Biological process (GO): transmembrane transport; oligopeptide transport
Cellular component (GO): membrane
Molecular function (GO): transmembrane transporter activity
Source: RefSeq, a predicted model, not a curated record
CCGUAUUGUAGAACCUACUUCCGCAUAAUACACACAACACUGCAUCGUCAUCAAUUUAAUGGAUAGCUCCUCUGUUGCCCCAAUGAAACCAGACAAUAAUGGGCAGUAUGAUGAAGACUACACCAACAAACACCUUUCAACAACAUCCACAUCCAAGAAAUCCUCUAAAGGUGGCUGGAAUGCUGCACUCUUCAUCAUCUUCGUCGAAGUGGCGGACCGGUUUGCCUUUUACGGCCUGGCCGGAAACCUGAUCAUGUAUCUCACUAACGUUCUCCGCCAGCCAAUGGCCACGGCGGCCAAGAACGUCAACUUGUGGGUCGGUGUCUCAUCCCUUUUCCCAAUCCUAGGCGCCUUGUUGGCCGACUCAUUUCUCGGCCGCUUCAACACCAUACUUUUGUCCUCCAUCAUUUAUUUGACGGGAAUGGUGAUGCUGACCAUCUCAUCAUCGGCGAUUUCUCUCCACUACCGGAAGGCGUUAUUUUUCGUGUCACUGUACGUGUUAUCGGUGGGCGAAGGAGGCCAUAAGCCGUGUGUUCAGACCUUUGCGGCCGACCAGUUCGACGAGCAGACAGCGGAGGAGAAAAAGGCUAAGAGCUCUUUCUUUAAUUGGUGGUAUUUGGGGAUCGUUGCUGGAGCCACCGUGGCCAUGAUACUGGUUAUAUACAUACAGGACAACAUAAGUUGGACUAUCGGUUUUGGAAUACUGGCGGCGGUGUUGGCAGCGGCUCUAGGGCUGUUUCUGCUGGGAAUAAAGCGCUACCGAAAUCAAGUCCCUGUGGGAAGCCCCUUGACAACCGUAGCAAAGGUAUUGGUGGCGGCGGCUCUGAAGUGGCGCGUGGGUGAGACGCGCGGCAUAUAUUAUGGAAAUGACGUAGUGGUUGAGGGGCCCGUAGUUGAUGGUCAACUGGGUGCUCCGCCCUUGACCCCAACCAAUAAAUUCAGAUUCUUGAACAAGGCAACGAUCAUCGCUAACCUAGAUGAGUUAAGUGAAUGUAAAACUUCAUGGAGAUUGUGCUCAGUGACUCAAGUAGAAGAAGUGAAGCUCGUCCUUCGCCUCAUUCCCAUAUGGUUGAGCUGUCUUAUGUUCAACGUAGUCCAAGCUCAACUACAUACCUUCUUCACCAAGCAAGGCAGCACAAUGGUCCGCUCCAUUGGACCCCACUUUCUACUUCCACCAGCAUCACUUCAGAGCUUCGUCGGCAUCACCAUUCUCGCUGCUGUCCCAAUCUACGACAAGUUUUUUAUUCCCUUCGCCCGCAAGUUCACCGGACACCCUUCUGGCAUAACCAUUCUGCAACGCAUCGGCUUUGGCCUCUUCCUUUCCAUACUCAACAUGGUUGUUUCAGCUUUAGUGGAAUCCAAACGCAUCGAAACCGCGUCGACGCACGGGCUCUUGGAUAGCCCUAAGUCAGUUGUUCCAAUUAGAGUUUGGUGGUUAUUACCACAGUACAUGAUAUGUGGAGUGUCCGAUGCAUUUGCUGUGGUGGGACUCCAAGAGUUGUUUUAUGCCGAAAUGCCUGAGGGGAUGAGAAGCUUGGGGGCUGCAGCUCAUAUUAGUAUUUUGGGAGUUGGAAACUUCUUGAGUGGUGGGAUAAUAUCUCUUGUUCAGGUGAUUAGCUCUAGAUAUGGUCAUGAUCAGAGAUGGCUUGGGGACAAUUUAAACCGUUCUCAUCUAAACUACUUCUACUGGGUCUUGGCUGCACUGAGCGCAAUAAAUUUGGGUCUCUAUAUUUGGAUUUCUAAUGGAUUUGUCUACAAGGAUAAUCAUGUAGAAGGUCAUAAAAUAAUUAAGGUAAAAAAUGAGAGGUCCAAGUUUCAUGUUGACAAUGGUGAAGUAUGAUGCUUAGUUUUAAUUAUAUAUAGUUUGUUUAAUUUACCGUUUUAAGCGAUAGGUGGUAUAUGUGGUGAAAUAUAUGUAGACCUUUAUGAAUUUUGCGAACCUGUUCUCUUGUUACUUUGCCUUGCAAUAUAUGUGGACCAUAAUUUCACUA